AUGUUUAGUGUCGCUGAUCCUACUGGUCAAUUAGAAUACGACCAGUGCUUCACACAAUACGAAGUGAAAUCAAAAGGAACAGUUGUUAAAGUUUCGCGCAUCACUGCAAGUGUUCGAAAAGGUAUGGUCUCAAGUUUUAUACCGUUUCACAUCGGUCUGUCACACAUAAAUCGAAAAACGAUUAUUCAACACUAUACAAAAACGUCUGCACGAGAAUUAAUAGCCGAUGGCGACGAUGAUACAGCAAUUUUAGUAGCUGACAGUACAUAUAAUUAUAUUCAAGUAUCAAAUGCUUGA
Didymodactylos carnosus is the source of this 297-nucleotide messenger RNA. The record is from the annotation of a GenBank genome assembly. NCBI's taxonomy places the organism in Eukaryota, Metazoa, Rotifera, Eurotatoria, Philodinida, Philodinidae.